Messenger RNA from Mya arenaria, 8991 nucleotides. RefSeq names its product ceramide synthase 2-like. Gene Ontology annotation, cellular component: membrane. The transcript has 10 exons. The coding region runs from base 23 to 1057 and encodes 344 amino acids. Gene Ontology annotation, molecular function: sphingosine N-acyltransferase activity. The record is from RefSeq and is a predicted model, not a curated record. Gene Ontology annotation, biological process: ceramide biosynthetic process. Lineage: Eukaryota; Metazoa; Mollusca; Bivalvia; Myida; Myidae.
AAGCUUCUAUGUGAUAGAAAAAAUGGAAUUCAUUUUGAAAAUUCUUUGGAACGAAAAAUUCUGGUUACCAGAAGGGAAAUCAUGGGAUAUUUUAGCAAACAAACCUGGAAGUAUUUACCUUCCACAGACAUCAGAUAUGGCCUGGUCCAUUCCGCUAGGACUUCUGCUCUUCGCGUUCAGAUGCAUUUUCGAAAGGUUUUUGAUGACACCGCUCGGCUAUUGGCUUGGUGUGAAAAAAAAGAAAUUUCCCCGAUUGAAUCCUACUCUUGAAGAAUACAUCAAACAGAAUGGCAGUGUCUAUAAACUAGACACAAGGGAAAUCUCUAAACAGACUGAUGUGCCAGUGAGAGAUGUGGAACGCUGGUUAAGAGAUCGACAAUCAUUGGCUAAACCUAGUGAUAUAAAAAGAUUUGUUGAAUGCGGGUGGCAUUUCACAUUCUACAGUUGCAGCUUUUUUGGAGGUCUUGUUAUGCUGUGGCAGAAAUCAUGGUUUUGGACCACAGUAAAUUGUUGGCUGGACUGGCCAAAUCAGCAUAUAGACAAUGAUGUGUACUGGUAUUAUCUGAUUGAGCUGUCAUUUUACUGGUGCCUUGUUUUCUCCGUGGUAACGGAACACAGAAGAAAGGAUUUUGUGCAGAUGAUUGUUCAUCAUGUGGUCACUAUAUUGCUGGUAUACUUCUCCUGGUCACUGAACUUUGUCCGUGUUGGAACCCUUGUCCUCAUUACUCAUGAUGCAGCAGACUUCCCUAUGGCAGCAGGCAAGAUGAUGAAGUACAGCGGGCACAAGACAAUGGGAGAGAUCCUGUUAGGGGUGUUCAUCAUUGUGUGGAUACUUUCACGCCUCAUCUACUAUCCUGUCUUUGUGCUGUACUGUUCAUUGGUGGAGAUCUACGCAGGAGUGGAACCUUUUCCAUCAUACUACUUCUUCAAUGUGCUGCUCAUAGUGCUGCAGGUUAUGCACAUCAUCUGGACGUACAUGAUUGCCCGCAUCGCCUUCCUCACAAUUUCCAAAAGAGAGUUGAAGGAUGUACGCAGUGACUCGGAGAGUGAUAGUUGAUGGAAUCUGCCACGGGCAAGAUGUGUAAGCAGAGUACCACAUAGCCAUGAGGGGCUCUCUUCAUCUAAGCAACAACCUGAAGCAAAAUAGAUAGAUAGACCUAGGUUGUACUCUUUGCCUAUGUACCAUUGCUUAGUGCUGAAGCAUCUCACCCUAGACAUUGUCAGCAAAACAUGUAUUGCCACCUGAAACAGUUCAUGUUCCUUAUAUGCUCUUCAGAUAUACAUAGUGUUUUACAUUAUUAUUUUUUUUAGCUCAAUUGUGACAAAAGCUAAUUGCUUAUAUGCAUGUAUAAUGUUUGUGUUUACAUGUAUUAUGUUGUGUAUUGAUCAGUGGCUUAAUUUUAUUGUGCUAUCUACCAAUCAAUUCUUGGAGGGUAAAUACCAUACAAAUUAUAACGUCACUGGCCAUGUGCUUAUAGAAUCAUGUUUAAGUCUGUUUCCUGGGUAGAAACCAGUACUGGUGUCCAUUUUGAAAGGCUAUGAGAAAGCUGAUAUUAGUUUAUGACAUAUCAUGUUUUAAAAUUAUUGAACUAAUGACCUUUACUUAUAUGUUGUAUAUAAUUAUAGGACUAUUAUGCUGUUUGGUCUGUUAGUGUGUGGUUGUUUUAAUGCUGCUUUUGUAAGGUUACAGUUAUAGCUCUGCAUAAACAACUGGACAUCACUGAUUCAGCGGCAGAACUGGACAUCACUCAAUCAACUCUGCAUAAACAACUGGACAUCAAUGAUUUAGCUUUGCAUAAACAACUGGACAUCACUCAAUUAGUUCUGCAAAAACAACUGGACAUCAAUGAUAUAGCGGCAUAACUGGACAUCACUCAAUUAGCUCUGCAUAAACAACCGGACAUCACUGAUUUAGCGGCAUAACUGGACAUCACUCAAUUAGCUCCGCAUAAACAUCUGGACAUCACUGAUUUAGCUCUGCAUAAACAACUGGACAUCACUCAAUUAGUUCUGCAUAAACAACUGGACAUCACUCAUUUAACUCUGCAUAAACAACUGGACAUCACUGAUUUAGCUCUGCAUUAACAACUGGACAUCAUUUAAUUACAUUUGCUUAAACAGCUGGAUAUCACUGAUUUAGCUUUGCAUAAACAACUGGACAUCACUCAAUUAGCUUUGCAGAAACAGAUUGACAUCACUGAUUUAGCUACAUAACUGGACAUCACUGGAUUAGCUUUGCAUAAACAACUAGAAAUUAUUUAAUUAGCUUUGCAGAAACAACUGGACAUCACUGAUUUAGCCACAUAUCUGGACAUCAUUGGUUUAGCUCUGCCUAAUUAACUGGACAUCACUCAUUUAGCUUUGCGUAAACAACUGGACAUCACUCAAUUAGUUCUGCAAAAACAACUGGACAUCAAUGAUAUAGCUCUGCAUAAACAACUGGACAUCGCUCAAUUAGCUCUGCAUAAAGAACUGGACAUAACUAAUUUAACUCUGCAUAAACAACUGGACAUCACUGAUUUAGCUCUGCAUAAAAAAACUGGACAUCACUCAAUUAGCUCUGCAUAAACAACUGGACAUCACUCAAUUAGCUCUGCAUAAACAACUAGACAUCUUUAAAUAAGCUCUGCAUAAACAACUGGACAUCACUCAUUUAACUCUGCAUAAAAAACUGGACAUCACUGAUUUAGCUCUGCAUAAACAAGUGGACAUCACUCAAUUAGUUCUGCAUAAACAACUGGACAUCACUAAAUUAGCUCUGCAUAAACAACUGGACAUCUUUAAAUUAGCUUUGCAUAAACAACUGGACAUCACUGAUUUAGCUCUGCAUAAACAGCUGGCCAUCACUGAUUUAGCUGCAUAAGUGAAUGCUUCCGAUUCAACUGUGCAUAAACAACUGGACAUCACUCAAUUAGCUCUGUAUAAACAACUGGACAUCACUGAUUUAACUCUGCAUAAAAAAACUGGACAUCACUGAUUUAGCUCUGCAUAAAAAACUGGACAUCACUCAAAUAGCUCUGCAUAAACAACGGGACAUCACUCAUUAAACUGUGCAUAAAGAACUGGACAUCACUCAAUUAGCUCUGCAUAAACAACUGGACAUCACUCAUUUAACUCUGCAUAAAAAACUGGACAUCACUGAUUUAGCUCUUCAUAAACAACUGGACAUCACUCAAUUAUCUCUGCAUAAACAACUGGACAUCACUCAUUUAACUCUGCAUAAACAACUGGACAUCACUCAAUUAGCUCUGCAUAAACAACUGGACAUCAUUUAAUUACCUUUGCUUAAACAGCUGGAUAUCACUGAUUUAGCUCUGCAUAAACAACUGGACAUCACUCAUUUAACUCUGCAUAAACAACUGGACAUCACUGAUUUAGCUCUGCAUAAACAACUGGACAUCACUCAUUUAACUCUGCAUAAACAACUGGACAUCACUCAAUUAGCUCUGCAUAAACAAUUGGACAUCAUUUAAUUACCUUUGCUUAAACAGCUGGAUAUCACUGAUUUAGCUUUGCAUAAAAAAUGGAUAUCACUCAAUUAGCUCUGCAUAAACAACUGGACAUCACUCAUUUAACUCUGCAUAAACAACUGGACAUCACUGAUUUAGCUCUGCAUAAACAACUGGACAUCACUCAUUUAACUCUGCAUAAACAACUGGACAUCACUCAAUUAGCUCUGCAUAAACAAUUGGACAUCAUUUAAUUACCUUUGCUUAAACAGCUGGAUAUCACUGAUUUAGCUUUGCAUAAAAAAUGGAUAUCACUCAAUUAGCUCUGCAUAAACAACUGGACAUCACUCAUUUAACUCUGCAUAAACAACUGGACAUCACUCAUUUAACUCUGCAUAAACAACUGGACAUCACUAAAUUAGCUCUGCAUAAACAACUGGACAUCUUUGAAUUAGCUUUGCAUAAACAACUGGACAUCACUGAUUUAGCUCUGCAUAAACAGUUGGCCAUCACUGAUUUAGCUGCAUAAGUGAAUGCCACCGAUUCAACUGUGCAUAAACAUCUGGACAUCACUCAUUAAGGUUUGCAUAAACAACUGGACAUCACUGAUUAAGCUCUGCAUAUACAACUAAAAAUCAAUCAAGUAGCUUUGCAGACACAACUGGACAUCACUGAUUUAGCUUAUAACUGAACAUCACUGAUUUAGCUCUUCAUAAACAGCUGGACAUCACUGAUUAAGCUCUGCAUAAUCAACUGGGCAUCACUCAUUUAGCUCUGCAUAAACAACUGGUCAUCACUCAAUAAGCUCUGCAUAACGAACUGGACAUCACUCAAUUAGCUUUGCAGAAACAACUGGACAUCACUCAAUUAGCUCUGCAUAAUCCACUGGGCAUCACUCAAUUAGCUCUGCAUAAUCAACUGGACAUCACUCAAUUAGCUCUGCAUAAUCCACUGGGCAUCACUCAUUUAGCUCUGUAUAAACAACUGGUCAUCACUCAAUAAGCUCUGCAUAAACAACUGGACAUCACUCAUUUAGCUCUGCAUAAACAACUGGAAAUCAUUGAUUUGGCUCUGCUUAAAGAACUGGACAUCAUUCAAUUCCAUUUGCUUAAACAACUGGACAUCACUGAUUUACCUUUGCAUAAACAACUGGACAUCAUUCAAUUAGCUUUGCAUAAACAGCUUGACAUCACUGGUUGAGCUACAUAACUGGACAUCACUGGUUUAGCUCUGCAUAAACAAAGGGACAUCACUCAUUUAGCUCUGCAUAAACAGCUAGACAUCACUCAUUUAGCUCUGCAUAAACAACUGAACAUCACUCGUUUAGCUCUUCGUAAACAACUGGACAUCACUCAAUUAGGUCUGCAUAAACAUCUGGACAUCACUCAAUUAGUUGUGCAGAAACAACUGGACAUCACUGAUUUAGCCCCAUAGCUGGACAUCACUGAUUUAGCCCUAUAGCUUGACAUCACUGAUUUAGCUCUGCAUAAUCAGCUGAAGAUCACUGAUUUAGCCGCAUAAGUGGACACCACUGUGCAGUAACACCUGGACAACACUCAUUUAGCUUUGCAUAAACAACUGGACAUCACUGAUUUAGCUCUGCAUAAACAACUGGACAUCACUCAAUUUGCUCUGCACAAACAACUGGACAUCACUGAUUUAGCUCUGCAUAAACAACUGGACAUUACUCAAUUAGCUCUGCAUAAACAACUGGACAUCACUCAUUUAGCUCUGCAUAAACAACUGGACAUCACUCAUUUAGCUCUGCAUAAACAACUGGACAUCACUCAAUUAGCUCUGCAUAAACAACUGGACAUUACUCAUUUAGCUCUGCAUAAACAACUGGACACCACUCAAUUAGCUCUGCAUAAACAACUGGACAUCACUGACUUAGUUUUGGAUAAAAAACUGGACAUCACCCAAAGAGCUCUGCAUUAACAACUGGACAUCUGCACAAACAACUUGACAUAACUCAAUUAGCUCUGCAUAACUGGACUUCACUGAUAUAGCUGCAUAAUUGGACUUCACUCUAUUAGCUCUGCAUAAACAACUGGACAUCAAUCAAUAAGCUUUGCAGACACAACUGGACAUACCUGAUUUAGCUCUGCAUGAACAACUGAACAUCAAUCAAUAAGCUUUGCAUACAUAACUGGACAUAACUGAUUUAACUCUGCAUAAGCAACUGGACAUAACUGAUUUAGCUCAGCUGAAACAACCGGACAUCACUCAUUUAGCUCUGCAUAACUGGACAGCACUCAUUUAGCUGUAUAACUCUACUUCUUUGAUUAAGCUCUGCAUAAACAACUGGAAAUCACUCAAUUAUCUCUGCAUAAAAAAAACUGGACAUCACUCAUUCAGCUGUGCAUAACUGGACAUCACUGAUUUAGCUCUGCAGAAACAACUGGACAUAGCUCAAUUAGCUCUGCCUUAACAAAUGGACGUCACAGCCUUAGCUCUCUAUAAACAACUGGACAACAUUCAAUUAGCUCAGCAUAAACUACUGGACAUCACUUAUUUAACUCUGACCAAAUAACUGGACAUCACUGACAUAGCUCUAUAUAAACAACUGGAAAUCACUGACUCAGCUCUGCAUAAACAACUUGACAUCACUUAAUUGGCUCUGCAUAAACAACUUGACAUCAAUCAAUUAGCUCUGCAUAAACAACUGGACAUUACUCAAUUGGCCCUGCAUAAACAAAGGGACAUCACUCAAUUGGCUCUGCAUAAACCAAGGGACACCACUCAAUUGGCAUAGCAUAAACAAAGAGACAUCAUUCAAUUAGCUCUGCAUAAACAACUGGACAUCACUCAAUUGGCUCUGCAUAAACAAACGGACGUCAUUCAAUUAGCUCUGCAACAACAAAUUGACAUCACUCAAUUGGCUCUGCAUAAACAACUGGACAUCAUUCAAUUGGCUCUUCAUAAACAAAGGAACAACACUCAAUAUUGGCUCUGCAUAAGCAAAGGGACAUCACUAAAUUGACUCUGCAUAAACAAAGAAACAUCACUCAAUUGGCUCUGCAUAAGCAAAGGGACAUCACUCAAUUGGCUCUGCAUAAACAAAGGGACAUCACUCUAUUUACUCUGCAUCAAAAAAGGGAAAUCAUUCAAUUAGCUUUGCAUAAACAACUGAACAUCGCUCAAUUGGCUCUGCAUAAACAACUGGACAUCACUGGUUUAGCUCUGCAUAAACAACAGGACAUCACUUAUUUAGCUCUGCAUAAACAACUGGACAUCACUCAAUUAGCUGUACAGAAACAACUGGACAUCACACACUUGCUCUUCAUAAACAUCUGGACAUCGCUCAUUUAGCUCUUCAUAAACAUCUAGACUUUUGUUGUUUAGAAAUUUUUUUUUAGGCCACACCAAAUUACUGUUUUGUUCCUCGGAUUUUUGCCAAAAAAAUGGAGGGAGCAAGCAAAAAAUAAUAAUUCAAUGUGGUCAGUUUCAAAGCUGCACUCUCACAGAUUUUUACAACUUUUUUAUUUGUUGUCUUGGAAAAAGCAAAGUUUUGCGUUAGUAUCUGCAAACCAAUGAUAAUUUAUUGUUGACAAAAGAUCAGAUCGCAGAUUUUCAUAUUUCCAUUCCAAGACAAAAAAAAAAAAAAGUUGUCAAAACGUUCAAUCUGUGAGAGUAAUAAAAUCCGAAUCGGUAAAGAGCGAAAAUAUUUUUUUUUAUUAUAUUCAAUAUCAAUAAGAAAGAUUGUUCAAUAUAAUUGCCCUUUCACUCAUUUGAAUGCAAUCUUGAACUGAAUCUCUACAGGCAAUGGGAAAAUGUUUGAAUACACACUUUUUAUUCAUUCGUGUUUAGUAAACACAUUAUAUGGAUAAUCCAAAUCUAACAUAACAUGAUUAAAACAUAUUGUGAGUUUGACAAUUAUUUAUAAUAAAAUAACCCUGCUUUUAGGAAAAAGUUUGAAUCUACUAAUAAAAAUCUACCUGAAUCACUUUAACAUCAUUUAUAACUGUAUUAAGACAUUGAUUUCGGAUGUUUUUCACAGGCAGCAUCAAACAUCAGACUCCAUAUACAUUUUAAAUUCUUGACUUAAUUUCGUUUUGAAUAUCACAGUUAAUGAAAUGACAAUGUGUUUAUCGAAAUGAAAGGUACACGGGUAUGUUCAGAGUACUUUUAUGGUCAGGGAGUUGUUUUUAUAAUCCCAAAUUAUGUCACAGGGGUUUCUCUUCAUUUAUUUACCCUAUACAGUAUAUACAUGUAAUCGAUUGUCAAUAGAUUAUAACAUAUACUGGGAGAGUACCUAAAUCGGAACAGUACAUAAAUAUGGGACACCCGUUAUAAAAGCGUUUUUCCGAUCAAGAUUGGUUUAUAUACGAUUUUAAUCAAUAAAGACGCUUGCCUUAGGUAAAAGAACAUAAUACUCCGGUAUUUCAAAUGCUGUUAUCAUUCAAAGUUGUUUAUGUUUGACAAGCUGGAAAUGAACUAAAUUAUUAAUUUACUAAAACAAAAUAUUUUGAAAUAAUUUUAAAAUGAUACCUAAAAAUAAAUAGCGAGUUAAAACUGUUCCAUAUUUAGGUACUCCGAGGACAAACAUGGCAGUCCUUGACUGUGCGGUUAAUAAAGUACUUUUCAUGCAGAUUGGUAGUAUCUUGAAAAAUACCAUUUAUAUCAACCAAUUGGUCUUGAAUAUUAGUAAGCUGAUCGAAAAUUUUGUAGUUGUGGUGCAAGUCUAACUACAAAUAAAUAAAAAAAUAGUGAUGAAAGUGUUCCGAUUUAGGUACUCACUCAGUAGGGUGGAAAAAAAUCGAGAGAAACCCCUGUGGAUUAUGCUGUAAAAGAAACCAGAAAUGAAGAUAAUAAACUUAGGUUGGGCGUACCUAUUUUUGGUCUAUCCGGUGUUAAUAUCGCUAUUUGUGUAAAGAUAUUUGUUCGAAACUGUUGUAUUUGUCAGAAUUUGCUCAAAAAUGACUUUGAAACAUCAAUUUGGACCAAACAAUGAAACAAGUUCCUGUUAAGUUAAGCAUGUACCUUCAGCAUUGACGUCAUAAGGUCAAAUUCUGGUCACGUGUAUUAUGACUUGAAUCAAAUAAUACUUAAUUGAGUCAUUUUUCAUCAUUCCGAUUUUCAUCCAAAAAGAAUAACUAAUUAUGCAAUAUUAUAGCAACCAGUAUCAGAUACACAUGUUAUACUGAAUAAUUCAUGAUUCAAUUAAUGAUUAUUUAGUGACUGGAAUGAUGAACAAUCACUUCGAGCAAGGUCAAAACACAUAUAUUGUAAAAAAAAUAAUCAUUGAUUGUUGUUGUUUUUUUCAGUUUUAUUUUUUUAUUACCACAAACAAAUCUGGUUGACCAUUAAAAUUUAGGUACGGUCGCUCAAUCUUUUUUUUAUUUUAUUUUUCCAUUUAAAAAAGAAUGGUGCAGUAAAUCCGCGAAACGAAACAUCAUUUGGUGUGGCCCAAGUUAUAUUAAUUAAAUGCUGCACGUUAAGUUUUGUUUGAAUGCUUAACUACUCGUACAUGUAUGCAAGUUACAUUACAAAAUUGCUUUUAUAUUAUAUCAUGUCCAUUUCUUAUGAUUAAAUUAUGUGC